Trichoderma harzianum CBS 226.95 is the source of this 399-nucleotide messenger RNA. RefSeq lists its product as hypothetical. The coding region runs from base 1 to 399 and encodes 132 amino acids. The record is from RefSeq and is a predicted model, not a curated record. The transcript has a single exon. NCBI's taxonomy places the organism in Eukaryota, Fungi, Ascomycota, Sordariomycetes, Hypocreales, Hypocreaceae.
AUGCCUAUUCAGACAGCCACCCUUCGUAUCGCUCGUCCAUCGGACAACAUCGAAGCUUUGAUACCAUUCUAUGUCGAUGGGCUAGGCUUCGAGCUACUCUUCCGCUUCAACCAACAUGAGGAAUUCGACGGUAUCAUGCUCGGCCACAAAGGUGCAGGAUACCACCUUGAGUUUACGGCCAAGAACGGGCACACCGCCGGCCGUGCGCCUACAGAAGAUAACCUGCUUGUCUUUUAUCUACCCGAAGGGAACGACUUCAAGGAGGCAGUGGCGAGGAUGGAGAAGGCUGGGUUUGGUGCCGUGACAAGCUUUAACCCAUACUGGGAUCGAUGCGGCAAGACGUUUGAGGACCCGGAUGGAUAUCGUGUCGUUUUGGUUAGCACCAAGUCGCCAUUUUGA